Messenger RNA from Pistacia vera, 1326 nucleotides. Its product is annotated as glutamate receptor 2.8-like. The record is from RefSeq and is a predicted model, not a curated record. Gene Ontology annotation, molecular function: signaling receptor activity; ligand-gated monoatomic ion channel activity. The transcript is spliced from 4 exons. Gene Ontology annotation, cellular component: plasma membrane. Lineage: Eukaryota; Viridiplantae; Streptophyta; Magnoliopsida; Sapindales; Anacardiaceae. The coding region runs from base 1 to 1326 and encodes 441 amino acids.
AUGGCAGUAUUGGGUGUUCUGAAAUUUCCCCUACCGCAUAAGUACAUCCCCUUCGGGGAAAAUGGGGCGAUAGCGGGGACUUACGAUGAACUUCUCUAUAAAAUCAAAUAUCAGGUAUAUGAUGCUGUAGUGGGGGACGUAGAAAUUGUAGCAAACCGGUCAACUUAUGUUGAUUUUACGUUGCCCUACUCAGAAUCUGGCGUGUCAAUGGUGGUUUUGAUGAAAGAUGAUGAGAAGAAAGACUUCUGGAUAUUCUUAAAGCCAUUGAGUUUGGAUCUUUGGUUAACAACUGGCUUAGUCUUCAUUUUAACAGGUUUGGUUAUAUGGGUUCUUGAGCAUCGUAUAAACACCGAAUUCAGAGGACCUCCAGAGCAUCAACUUGGCACAAUAUUUUGGUUCUCCUUCUCGACACUCGUCUUUGCUCACAUGAAGCAGCUGUGGCCUUCAUUUGAUGAUGUGCAAGAGAUCAAAAAACAUGACUACUUUGUAGGAUAUCAAAAUAAUUCUUUUGUGAAAGAUCUCUUAAUAAAUCAACUGAGAUUUAGUGAAGACAAAUUGAGACCUUAUAACACCCCAGAAGAGUAUAAUGUAGCAUUGUCUAAAAGAGAGGUGGCUGCAAUUUUUGAUGAAGUCCCAUACAUAAAGCUCUUCCUUAAUAAGUACUGCUCCAAUUUCAUGAUGAUCAGACCUACCAACAGAACCGGCGGAUUUGGCUUUGCCUUUCAACAAGGUUCCCCACUGGUUCCUUACAUGUCAAGUGCAAUUUUGAAGGUGACUGAAGAUAAAGAUGCAAUGGAAGCAAUCGAGAGAAAGACUUUUGGCAGCAAACCAACUUGUGAAGAAAAAAGCGCGACAAUUUCUUCAGGUAGCAGUCUCAGUGUGUACAGCUUCGGGGGGCCCUUUAUAAUCACAGGAGUUGCUUCCAUUUCUGCACUCUUGCUACAUCUCUUCAACUUCAUUCGUUCACACUGGCCUGUCUUGAAUGACCACCAUCUUCACUCCGAACGAUCCUUCCUGGCGAAGAUCGUCGAUUUGAUAAAGCAUUUUGACAAAAAGGAUCUCUCUUCAUACCAUUUCAAUAGAAGUGAAUCAAGAGUAUAUCCUGCACAAAAUCUAGAAGCCAAUGUUGUAGCUUCAGUUCCUAAUGAUAUGCAGAACCAUUCAAGGACUUCUUCCCAAGGAGGAGAGAAUAAUGAUACAUCUAUUGAUGCACUACACACAUCUUGGACGUAUAAUGUAGAGAUUAGAUAUACUCCAUGUAAGGUAGUAAAUUAUGUCGGGCACAUGGUUGCAGAUUAUUAUGUUUUAUCUAUUUUAAGAGCGUAA